This is a messenger RNA of Penaeus monodon (black tiger shrimp), 522 nucleotides long. Its product is annotated as U-scoloptoxin(01)-Cw1a-like. The record is from RefSeq and is a predicted model, not a curated record. The transcript is spliced from 2 exons. Lineage: Eukaryota; Metazoa; Arthropoda; Malacostraca; Decapoda; Penaeidae. The coding region runs from base 11 to 415 and encodes 134 amino acids. Gene Ontology annotation, molecular function: chitin binding. Gene Ontology annotation, cellular component: extracellular region.
CGAUUCUGCCAUGAAGACCAUUGGUGUUGUGUGCGUGCUGUUGGGCGUGGCCGCCGCCCUCCCCGGCCUCCGUCUGCGCCGUGACUCCUCGGCCCUCUUCUACGAGCUGCCCUCCAACGCCUCCCUCAUCCUGGGCGGCAUCCAGACCGGCUUCGAGUGCGGCGACCUGCCCUACGGCUACUACGCCGACGAGGCCAACAACUGCGCCGUCUUCCACGUGUGUCUGCCCUACAUCGACAACGACCUCUACAUCACCCGCCACUUCUCCUUCAUGUGCGGCGCAGGCACCAUGUUCGACCAGGAGCGCCUCGUGUGCGACUUCCCCGAGAGCGCCCUUCCCUGCUCCGAGGCCGCCGCCUUCAGGAGGUCCAACGAGUACUUCGGCCGCGAGGACGUCAACUUCCUCGAGAAGUAAAGGUCUUGGCCACACUCCUUUAGAGCAAGGAACAUCACAGUACAAAGGUCUUUCCGACUUUUAUUCUUAUGUAAUUUCUUAAUUAGAAUAAAACGACGUUCUUUUUU